AUGGACCCCCGCGCCUGUGCUCAAGAUGUGAUGCGCUGUGUCAUGUGUGAGACUGCUGUUGUACAAAUGCACUGUGAUACAUGCCUUCUGAACCUGUGUAAGGCCUGCGUGGGAGAACACAUCUCAACUAGUAUAUCUAAGAAUCACAAAGUUGUAAAAUUUCAGUCAAGGAAAUUCACUUCUCUUUACCCUGGAUGUGCCACCCAUGGAGAAAAACGUUGUGAAAUGUAUUGUAGGCACUGUGACAUUCCUGUCUGUCACAUUUGCAUUGCAUCUGAUCAACACUUCCAACACAAAUUAUCAAACAUCUUGCAUGUUCUGGGUGAAAGAAAAGACUUGAUAAAGAAAGAACUAACUGAAUUAAAUGAGUCCAUAUAUCCUACCUACCAGGACAUUGCAUGUGAUGUAAAAGAGAGAAUGAGUCAGUUAGAGACGGAAUAUGGAGAUCUUUCAACAGCCAUAACAAGACAUGGAGAGGACUGGCACAGAGAAAUUGACAAACUUGUCAAUAAAUUUAUAGCUGAAGUUUAUGAAAUGAAGACCUCACAGUUACACAUUUUAAAAAAUCAUCUGGAUGAAAUUAACGACAAAAUUGUAAAUAUUAAAGUUGAUAUUGAUUCACUUGAUAUUGUUGUAGACUCUAAUGACAUGUCAAGACUAUUAAGAGUGAGAUACAAUGUAAAUAAAUAUAAAAAGCUUCCACAAAAACCUUUGCCCUUUGUACCUAAAUUCUAUCCAGGGACAUUCCAAGGCAGAGAAAUUUUUAAACUUUUUGGAGAUUUGUCAUCAUUGUCUCCUACAGAAGAAAAGCAUGGAUACUGUAUGAAGAAAAUAAAAGAAUCAAAGAAAGUUAGUUCAAUUCAUUUAGUCCAAAAGAAAUCAACGCGCAUUGUAUCCCCCUCUACUUUGUCUCUGAAAUCAUCAGAAGUAGAAGCUUCUCUAAUAGAAAAACAGGAAUCAUCAGAAUAUGGAUCCCAAAACAUACGCAAAAAGCUGCUUUGUUCAGAUAUUUUUAGUGGAAUGGAGUUUUUUGGCAUCGAGACAAAUAUUGCAUGCCUGGGUGAUGACAAAUUUUGGACAUGUGGAGACAGCAGUACCAUGACACUCUACAGCAUCAAUGAAGGUUCUGUACAAUUUGUCAAUUCAAUUAAAACAAAGUCAAGGAAAACCCCAACAGACAUAGUAAUAACAAGAGAUCGACGACUAGUUUAUACUGAUUACAAGACAAAAACUGUGAACAUUCUGAUAUCUGAAAAAAUUUAUGAGUUGAUCAGAUUGAAGACCUGGAGACCCCAAGGUGUCUGUACAAGUUCCUGUGGUGACCUUUUGGUUUCCAUGGAAAGUGAUGACAAAACACAAUCAAAAGUUGUGCGAUAUAAUGUUUUCAUAGAAACAAAACCAUAUCCCUUCGCCGCAGAGAAACAAAGCAUUCAGUUUGAUGAUAAGGGUCUUCCUUUUUAUUCAUCUGGUAGUUCUGAUAAAUACAUAUGUGAGAACAAGAACCAUGAUAUUUGUGUAUCUGACUGUGGAGCUAAAGCAGUAGUGGUCGUCAAUCAGGCUGGAAAACGUAGAUUCAAAUACGCUGGCAAUACAUCUGCCCCAAAAACUAAACCAUUCAGUCCAAGAGGAAUCACUUCAGACAGUCAAAGUCACAUCAUGAUAAUAAUUGUGUCCAUGUUAUGGACCAAGAUGGACAGUUUCUAA
Saccostrea echinata is the source of this 1704-nucleotide messenger RNA. RefSeq lists its product as uncharacterized. The transcript has a single exon. Gene Ontology annotation, molecular function: zinc ion binding. The record is from RefSeq and is a predicted model, not a curated record. NCBI's taxonomy places the organism in Eukaryota, Metazoa, Mollusca, Bivalvia, Ostreida, Ostreidae. The coding region runs from base 1 to 1704 and encodes 567 amino acids.